Pyrus x bretschneideri (Chinese white pear) is the source of this 1943-nucleotide messenger RNA. RefSeq names its product serine/threonine-protein kinase SRK2A. The record is from RefSeq and is a predicted model, not a curated record. Gene Ontology annotation, biological process: protein phosphorylation; intracellular signal transduction. Lineage: Eukaryota; Viridiplantae; Streptophyta; Magnoliopsida; Rosales; Rosaceae. Gene Ontology annotation, molecular function: ATP binding; protein serine/threonine kinase activity. The transcript is spliced from 9 exons. Bases 479 to 1534 code for a protein of 351 amino acids.
GAUUCUUUAAAAAAGCGUUUUCUGAUUCCUUGCUUACUACCCUUCUAAGAAAUUUCUCUGCAUCUUGGAUCCCUCACUUUGCUCAUCAACCCUCAAACCUCUCUCUCUCUCUCUCUCUCUCUCUCUCUCUCUCUCUCUCUCCACAUAUAGAAUAAUCUUUCUUUCAAUCUUCACCACAUGCAACCCCAACCCUAAAUAAUUCCCCAAAUCAAAUCCAGCAAGUGAUCCAAUUCAAUAACCCCCUUCCUUCCCAAUCCCCCCCCACCAUCUCCGUCUCUCUAGAACGCUGAUCUCGGUUCCAGGAUUUGGGUUUUUUCCAAUUCGAUCCAAUUGCUCCGUUUGGGUGUUGUGUGAGCUUGGAGAUCAUCCAUGAAUUGAAAGCUAAAUCGAUCCUUUCAAGAUUCCGAGGUGUGUAGCUCAAUUGGAGUUUCUAUACGGAGCCUGAAACAGCAAAAUUUGAAGAAAUAAAGCGUAGAAAAUGGAAAAGUACGAGCUUGUUAAGGAUAUUGGAUCUGGGAAUUUUGGGGUGGCCAGGCUUAUGAGGAACAAGGAGACCAAAGAGCUCGUCGCCAUGAAAUACAUCGAACGCGGCCUCAAGAUUGAUGAGAAUGUGGCAAGGGAAAUCAUAAACCAUAGAUCACUUCGCCACCCAAACAUCAUUCGGUUCAAGGAGGUAGUUUUGACUCCUACACAUCUUGCUAUUGUUAUGGAGUAUGCAGCUGGUGGAGAGCUCUUUGAGAGGAUUUGCAAUGCAGGAAGGUUCAGUGAAGAUGAGGCUAGGUAUUUUUUUCAGCAGCUUAUCUCGGGAGUUAGCUACUGUCAUUCUCUGCAAAUAUGCCACCGAGAUUUAAAGCUGGAAAAUACCUUGCUGGAUGGCAGCCCAGCUCCACGCCUGAAAAUUUGCGAUUUUGGUUAUUCUAAGUCAUCCUUGCUGCAUUCAAGGCCUAAAUCAACUGUGGGAACUCCUGCAUAUAUUGCUCCUGAAGUUCUUUCUCGAAGAGAGUAUGAUGGCAAGUUGGCAGAUGUGUGGUCAUGUGGAGUAACCCUGUAUGUUAUGCUGGUGGGAGCUUAUCCAUUUGAAGACCAAGAAGAUCCAAAGAAUUUCAGGAAAACCAUUAAUAAAAUAAUGUCUGUUCAGUACAAGAUCCCAGACUAUGUUCACAUAUCUCAAGAUUGUAGGCAUCUCCUCUCUCGCAUCUUUGUUGCAAAUCCAGGAAGGAGGAUCACCAUUAAAGAAAUCAAGAACCACCCGUGGUUUUUAAAGAACUUGCCGAGAGAGCUUACAGAAGCAGCUCAAACCGUUUACUACAGAAAAGAAAACCCAACCUUUUCUCUCCAAAGUAUUGAAGACAUCAUGAAGAUAGUGGAGGAAGCCAAAAAUCCUCCUCCAGUUUCCCGAUCAAUUGGAGGCUUUGGCUGGGGAGAAGAAGAUGGUGAUACAAAGGAAGAUGUAGAAGGCGAGGGAGAAGAAGAAGACGAGUAUGACAAGACAGUCAAAGAAGUACAUGCAAGUGGAGAAGUGCGCGUCAGCUGAGAAGUAGUUUCUUCCUCAAUAUCAAAAAACCCCAAAAGUUCAGGUUCUCAAUAUCUGCGUAGUCAAGAACGUUAUGCUUGUAUGAAGAGUCAGUUUUUUUUGUUUUGCGUAGGCGAUGGUGUUUCAAUAAACAAACUUCUGUAAAUUAUAGUGUGGUGCUGUGACUGACUGUGGAUGUAUCACUAGUAGAAUUUAUAGUCAAAGAUCGUGGGUUUGAGAUGUUUUGGGUCGUUGUUUUCGAAUUUAAGGGAGGUGGGAGGCUCGGAGGGGGAAGUGUUAAAGCCUAAACGGGUUGUGUUGUUUCGUUUCAUCUUUAGAACAAGAGAUUGUCAAAAAGGAAACUUUGCCCCCUAAUGGGGUGUGGUAUGUAAGCAAGUUUAUUCAGUUGGAACAUAUUACUUUUGUUAUA